Molecule: messenger RNA, 924 nt
Organism: Penicillium waksmanii
Lineage: Eukaryota; Fungi; Ascomycota; Eurotiomycetes; Eurotiales; Aspergillaceae
Exons: 1
Coding region: 1-924 (307 amino acids)
Source: RefSeq, a predicted model, not a curated record
AUGAUCCUAUCAAUUUCAAGCCCAGCAGACUUGAGGCAGAAUGCAGCAAAUUUGCUGCAACUGUUUAAUCUAGAGCGUCCAAUCCAAAUCACUGCGAGCUUUAUCUCAGCCUUGAAAAAUAUGUGGACUGGGUCUAGCGAUACGGAGGAACACCCUCUGCUCCAGAGCAACGAAACCGUUUACGCCCACACAUCGUUCCGGUCAUAUCUCCGGCCUAGCGACUAUGGCAUAGUUCGAGAAAUCACCUCUAUCACCGGGUCUUCCGAUGCUCUAAGCUCUCUUUGGAGGAUUGCCAAACAAGGCCCACCUAGUUUUCUACGAAACCAGAAUUUUCUCCUUCCAGGGUUAGACAAAGUCGCGGUUUUGAAAGGAAUGACGGGGUCAAACUCUUUGAGAGCAGCAGUUCGGAAUUCAUGUCUUACACUGACUAUCAUGAAAGACCAGUCGAGCUCACCGGUUUUUGACUGGAUGAAAGAAGACUCGCAUGGCGAAUAUACUUCAAAUUUGUGGAUUAACCUUGGUCACCAGUCUUCUGGAAUUAUCAUGUCACCGAUUUUCGGAUACUCUUGCGCAAUGGAAAGGAUCUGCAACUCCGAUGAAUACAUUGGUCCAAACUUAGAUGAGUUGCUGCGCUGGGCAGACGGGGAGUGUUUCUUUGAUCGGGGUGCAGUUAUUUUCAAGACGCCACUGAAAUCGCGAGACAACUGGCCAUGGUACUGUCUGACCGUCUUUGAUUAUACUGAUCAGGAAGAUCGGCCAAUUCUGGGUCGAAAGCUGUUGCGCCUGCUAGAUGGAAGGGUUCUAGUUGAAGGUCAUUUGGUACGCAAUGUAACGCCAGAGGACCAGGGUUUCAUUAGAAAUUGGGCCAAUGCUCUUUUGGAGGGGGAUUUGGUAGAAUCGUUUGGAGAUUCUUACCUCCACUAG